This is a messenger RNA of Strongylocentrotus purpuratus (purple sea urchin), 5077 nucleotides long. RefSeq names its product NLR family CARD domain-containing protein 4-like. The transcript is spliced from 10 exons. NCBI's taxonomy places the organism in Eukaryota, Metazoa, Echinodermata, Echinoidea, Camarodonta, Strongylocentrotidae. The coding region runs from base 480 to 3422 and encodes 980 amino acids. The record is from RefSeq and is a predicted model, not a curated record.
CUACAGAAAGUUUAGGGCAUUGUUCAACUAACUCGGUUAGAAGAGCUGAUUGGCAAUCAGAGUUUCGCAGUAGAGUAUCCAGAAUACUUCAUGUUUCUGUCGAGAGGUUUUUCUUCUUGUAUCAAACUUUAUGCAGAUAGCUCAAGUGGGAAAUAAAAUUCCGCUCAUAUCCUACAACUUCGAGUCGUGUCCUCGUGUUCUGGUAGUGCAUUCUUCCUGACAACUUCCCCCUUUCUCUCGAAUUACCAGAAUACUACAGUUUAAAGGGCGUGGCAUUACGGUUGGUACUAUACAUUCUCACUACUAGAAUAUUGACGUAGAAUCUUGAUUUCCAUUAUCCAAGCUGCCCAAGGCCAAGUUGUAGACGGAAAUGACACUUUCGUGAAAAGUACAGGAAACCACCAUUGCACCGAUCCGAUCCACAUACACUGUAGCUAGUUAGCACUGCAUUUCACCAGAGAGCCUGAAUACCAUUCACGAUGGCAGAGAGGCCGCGAACAGAAGAGAUGACUGAACCCCCGAGUGAUGUCACAACAAGUAAAAGAAUGAGCUCAGUGGCCAAUGAAGAUUUCGACGACAUCUUGACGAAGAUAGCCAAGGCCCUAUACAGAAAUUCAGACAUCAAUGAUCUCGGAAAAGCUUUGGGAUUUGGGCCCGCAGAUAUUAAUCGCAAGAUUGACGAAAACGCCAAACAAGGAGGGAAUCAUAUGGGAACAUUGGAUUUGCUCAGGAUGUGGCGAAAGGGACAAACAUGUUCGACUGAAAAGGCGGCAUUGAGGUCGGCACUAUUAGAAGCGGGAUUUGAUAACCUGGCAGACCAAUAUCUAAGCACUCCCGUACCCGGUGACGGUGAGGCGAUGCCAAGUGAAAUAAUGAAGCUAAGUGAACAGCUGAAAACAAGAUAUCGCAAGAAAUUUGGUCAGAUCAAAACAUCACCUGUGGACUCUCAGUCACGGACAUGGCUUCAGCACAUCUAUGUCAGUCUCGUCCUGAUGUUGGGAUUAGAAGGGGAAAAGGAGGAGCCAAUAGAUUAUGACGGGUUGUUUAAAUUCAUAAAAACUGACACACCGAAAGGUUUUGUAACACGAUUAGCUUUCAUUGGAGAAGCUGGUGUAGGGAAAUCGACGCUGUUUGCUAAGAUAGCUCUUGAUUGGGCUGAGGGUAAAAUUCUUCAAGAAAUCCGGCUGCUUUUUCUUGAAUCAUUUCGAGAGAUUAAAGAGAGCGGAUUCUUCGGGGAUACUGUCAUGGCGCAUUUCCCAGAUGACUCAGAAAUAAAAGGGGAACGGGUCGAUGCAUAUGUGAGAAAAAAUCCGAGAAAAGCCCUAAUCUUAUUGGACGGACUAGACGAGGCACAUAUCGACAUCAAAAUGCCAAACUGCAAUGACGCUAUUGUAUCGAUCGUAAGAGGAGAACGAUUCAUUGAUACCCCAGUUGUCAUCACAACCCGUCCUAAUGGAGCUGAUCAGAUCAAGAGCAUCAUGACGAUUAAUGACCACUACACGUUUGGUAAGGUUAAGGGCUUCACAAAGAAAAACAUGUCAACAUAUAUCAAAAACUAUUUCAAAGAUGAUUCUCAGUCUGCUUCGACCCUCAUUAACUUCAUUAAUACAAACAAAGUGGUUUCUGAGUACAUGGCACCCUUCCCGAUAUUCUGCUGUAUGCUAUGUUGCCUGUGGAAAACGCCAUCUGGGCGGGAAAAUAUUCAGACAAUGGAAACAUUCUCGCAACUCUUGAAACGUCUUGUCUUUUCACUUCAAGAGCAAUACUCUUCCAAACGAAAUGAGUCAGAAGAGGACUAUGGAAGCCGCAUGAACAAAGCUGAUGAAAGCAUGAAAGAGCUUGGUUGUAUCGCAUUUCAAGGUCUGUUGGUUAAACAGCUCAUCUUUGAUGAAAAGGCGCUCGACUCAUGCAUAGAGGCUGCAAGGACUGCAUGCGAGGUCGGGAUUCUUAGCAGGGAAAAAAGGCCAGCACCCUUGCAAAUCAGAGAAAGUCAGCGAAAGCAAUUCAUCCAGGAAUUCUCUUUCCCUCAUAAGUUACUGCAGGAGUACAUAGCGAGUUCCUACCUUGCAUCGCUGUUCCACAAAGACCGUCGAGAAUUCAACAGAAUCCUGGCAGACACUCUUUUAGAAGACUACAAGGAAUUCAAAUAUGUCUUGUACUUCACUGCAGCUCAUGGAGGUGAAGUAGGAAAGUCGGUCCUGGAAGCUCUAUGCAUGAAAGUUGCUGACAUGGCAUUCAUUAUUAAGGUUGCUUUUGAAUGUCAUGAUUCAGAAGCCAUUGAUUCCGUCAGGAAUCUUUUGAAGACGAAGGCAGAUCUUUCGUUUACAGAUCAUACAAUUCCUGCACUCAUCUUCACACUGGAGUCAAUAGGGAAAGAAGUAGUAAGAAGAAGUUCUUCGGUUCGUGAAACAUUGGGUGUUAGCAAGUCCUUUGAUACCAACGCAUCAUCGUCACAUGUAGCAGCAGUAGGUCUUUUCACAUUGCAGAACCUACAAAGCUUGAUCUUAAGCAUGGGCCUGGAUGAUGAAUUCUUCACAGGAAUGUCUGCUGCAGCUUCACAUUCCAAGAUUAAGCAGCUAAGGCAUGGGUUGGGAGAACUGGGUCCUGCUGCAUCCUAUCAUUACGCGAGAUGUCUCAGCUUCAUGCCUCAUCUUCGAUCACUAAGUCUGAUCAGUUUAAAGCUGAGUGAUGAUGAGUUCUACUCAACGAUGGCCUCUGAGGCAUCAAAUUCAAAGAUCCAGACGCUGAGUAUGACGGAUGUUUCCAUGAUGACUCCACGGAGACUACACUCCAUUCUCUCGCUACCACACCUCCAGUCACUCACCUUGACGGAUAUCGAACGAGUUGACAUAGACGAUGGAGAGACACUGACUCGUCAAACAUCCUCAGUAGUUGAGCUUUCUGUAGAAGGUAAGGAUGUGAUCAGCCUGUGGAAUCUUGGACUUCAUACAUCAUGUCCCCAAGUGAAAAAACUCGAACUGACCUACCGGGACGAGGAGAAUGUCUCAUCAGGAAUCAUCACAAUGGCCUGCUCUCCAUUCCAUCAUCUAACUCACCUUCAAAUCGAGGGAGACGUGUAUCAAUCAUCUACUACACUGAAUGAUCCUGUGUCAUUUUGUGAUGCGGUUAAAACAUCAUGUCCUCUACUCACCAAGCUGUCCUUUUUUUACAUUCCACUAAACAACGAGAAGGCAGCCGAGAUCAUCCAACUCAUGAAGAUUCAUUCACACCUGACAAGCAUAAAGUUGAAUCUGUGUGAUACCAACGCGGAUCUGGAUCCACUGAUUUCUGAGGUGAACAGUGAAGGCAAGGUGACUGUCACCGUGAAGCAUGGUGAUGGGGUAAGAAAGAACACUAGAUUACAUGGUCAUCCUCCGAUUGAUUCUUCUCCCAUUUUCUGGCAUUCCAUCGAUUCAAAGUAGGCUAUUUUUUAAUUAUCCAUAUUUAACUCCGCCCAAUCGGUACACAAGUAUUCUGGCAUUCUGGCCUGAUUAAAAAUGAUCACGUCUAGCAAUAGGUUUGUUCUUGAUCUGUGUAAUGAUAUCCAAAAACUGAAAUAUAACAAACAUAGAGAAAAAACUCUUCACAACUAUAUUUUCCAAAAUUCUGUACAAAUGUUUUUUGUUAAAUACACUUUUUUUUCUUCAAAAGGCCAGUUUUAUUGAAAAAUGUCCUGUUUAAUAUGAAAAACUCUAAUUCAAUUAAUACUUUUAAACGAUUGUAUACAUCCAAUCUUUUAUCAUUGUAUUCAAUCUGAAAUUAAAUGACGUAACGCACUUAAAUAAUCCCCCUCCCCUUCCCCUUUUUUCCUUUUGUAUUGGGGUCCAGGUUUUCUCUGCAUUUCUUUUCCUUUUUUCUUUUCUCAACAAUACAGUAUAUACUUUUUAAGGGGUUGACGUUCAUAAGGCCAAUUGCCCUUUUUGUUAACCCCACAUUCCCUUAAGAUUUUGUUUGCUCCUUUCCCUUGUAUUUUUCUUGUAAUCAAUCUUUUAUCUGUAUAUCAUGUAUAUCAUGUAUAUCAUGUUAUAUGUUAAAUGUUUUUAUGGAGAAUGGAAAUAUGAAUAAAAACAAUUAGAUAUGAACAUUUGUAGGGAAAAAGUACUUUUCCUUCACGUGCAUGAUGUAGGCAAAAACGCUCAUUGUACUUUGUCCUCUUUUAAAAAAAAAGCGAUAUGACCUUAAUAUCUGAAGAAAAGAUGGAAAUUUUCCCUUAUCUAUAUAGGUCUAAUUGAAGAAAUGUUUCAAAUUAUCAUGUAGCAUGCAUCUUAGCAAAACUAAACUCCACUCAGCAAGGUGACAAAAGGUAGAUAGAUAAAAACAUGCUUUUUACAAUAAUGCAAUAUCCAUGAGUUCUAAUUUUUUUUCUGAACAUGUUAAAGAUGAAUAAUGUUGUUUGUGGCCUGCAUUUUUUUUAUAAUCAAACUUCCUGUAUAUUCUCACAUCUGUAAUUAAAAACAACAACAAAUAAAAUUUUCAUGAAGCAAUGAUGUCAUUAAGAUGGGUGAUAGGUACGGAGUGUAGGCCCGUCUGUGUCUCCUCUUCCUCUGCCUGCUACCUUGGUGAAGAUAGUGAUAUCAUAAUAUAAAAUCUUCCCUGCCUGAAAUGUAAAGCUUUCGGGGAAAAAUACCUCACUAAUGUCUACAAAUACUCUAGAAUUAUUAGGGCCUAUGUAAUCAAUUGAAAUGUAAUUUUGGUUUUACUAGAUAUCCUAGCAUUUGAUCAUUAUCAAUUUCUCUCCAAUUUGAAUAUACAUGUAUGAUUGAAUCCAUUAGGCCUAACAAAAAAUGUAGUACCAGUAUUGCCCUUUAGAUGGCAGCACCUGGGUCGGUCUGUCGAUCGGUCAAACUUGUUUUUGUUUUUUUAAUGGACCGAAAGUGACCAUGAAAAGACAGCAAGAGGUUCAAAUCAUAGCCUAUUACAAAUGGUUGUCUUUAAACUGGCCCACUUCAUAUGCUCUUCAUUCCUGUUUCAGUUCUGGGGGUUCCCUGUGUACGUUUUUAUGCCUCCGCCACCGAAGGUGGUGCCGGAGGCAUCAUGUUUUCGGGUUGUCCGUCCGUACGUCCGUCCGUCCGUACGU